AUGAAUUCUUCUGAGAAUCUGUGCACUUCAUCUAUCGACGCUUCUUUCGGCCCUUUUGUUAGCCCUGAAUGUCGCGAUGGCUUCGACUUCACUCUCGUCUUUGAACAAUCCAUUCUCGUGCUGUCUCCAGCCGCUCUUCUUCUCAUCCUCGCUCCCAUUCGUCUUUUUCGUCUGAGGAAUGUCCCCGUCAAAACAACUGGCCAUCGUCUUCGCACUGUCAAAUUGGCGUUGAUCGCUCUUUUGGCCGUGCUUCAUCUCGUGCUUGUCGUGCUUUGGGCUACCCUCCCGUCAAAUUCGCGUCUAGGUCGCGUUUCUGUCGCUGCUGCAUGUGUAUCAUUUGCCUCAAGCUUGAUGUCCUGUGUCCUCUCUCGUGCCGAACAUGCCAAAUCUCCUCGUCCAUCGUCUCUCCUGAGUCUGUUUCUCACCGUGUCUUUGCUCCUUGAUGUUGCGCUCCUUCGCACCCUCUGGCUUGUCCCUAUGAGUGCGGCCAUUCCAGCUGUUUUCACAGCGGCCUUUGCCCUGAAGGCGAUUCUUGUCGUUCUUGAAGGGUGGAGCAAAGCUCCAUAUCUUGUCGCCGGCUCCGGGGUCCACUCUCCCGAAGUCACGGCCGGACUAUACGCCCAAGCCGUUUUUGCGUGGGUGGCUCCGUUGCUGUUGACGGGAUUUAGCAAGCUUCUACAGCCAAUGGAUCUGUUUGAGCUGGAUGAGGACAUGGGCUCGGCGGGACUGAUUGACGGGUUUUGGAGGCAUUGGCAUAAUCAGAAAGCUCCGGCUCGCAAACACCGACUGAUCUCAUGUUGCGUCACGACACUGCGACGGUCUAUCAUUGCCGUUGUUCUUCCUCGCCUGGCGCUUCUGGCAUUCACUAUAUGCCAACCACUCAUUCUCAAUCGACUACUCGUAUUUCUCGACGAUACUUCUCAGUCUAUCAACAUUGGUUACGGUCUCAUCGCAGCCUACGGCCUCGUUUACUCAGGCAUUGCUUUUUCACAAGCACUUUAUUGGCAUCGCAACGCUCGAUCUGUCACGUUAUUGCGUGGAGUUUUGGUGUCUGCCGUUUUUUCCAAGGCAGCCGAUCUGAGCAUCACGACGACAGACGACUCGGCGGCCGUGACGCUUAUGUCCUCUGAUGUCGAUGUUAUUUUAAGGGCUGUCAGAGAGAUCCACGAGUUCUGGGCAAAUAUCAUACAGCUUGCCAUAGCUACUUGGUUGCUAAGCACUCACAUAGGCUAUGCUGCUUCAGGUCCCAUCAUAGUCUCACUCCUUGCCUUGGUUGCCACUGUUCUCGUUUCGGCUCUGGCACGCAAGUACCAGAUAUCAUGGCUAGACAAGACGCAGAAACGAGUUGGUAUUACUUCUGCCAUGGUUGGACAUAUCAAGAGCAUCAGAUGUUCUGGUCUAGCUCAGAACCUAUCAGACACCAUCCUCAACCUCCGAGCAGACGAGAUCAAAGCUUCACGACCAUUCAGAAUUGUUAGCAGCGUCACAUCCGCAAUUGCUCAAGUUCCCUUGCUCGUGUCUCCCGUCGCGGCAUUUGCUCUCUUCCAAGGGGUUGCCUCGGCUUCCGGCGAGACUCUUCAUGCUACUAGACUUUUCUCCGCAUUGUCCCUGAUCAUUCUCCUGGCACAGCCACUAUUCUUCAUGUUUGAGGUGAUUCUUGACAUGAGUGCUGCUUUGGGCUCCUUUGAAAGAAUACAAACUUUCUUGACUCAAGAGUCACGAAGAGAUCCUCGCCAACAACAAUCAGUUGUAGAGUCGAACACACCUGAUCAAGGAGAUAGAGAGUCUGUUGAGCUACAAAUACUGAGAGAGCCCUCAUUGCAAUCCACAGCAAACUCCAGUAUGAGCGAUGUUGUUAUUCAACUUUCCAACGCCAAUAUCUCAUGGUCAGAGGAUCGUGUCAUUCUUCGAGACUUGUCAUUUACCGUGGGCCGCAAUCAGUUCGUCCUACUGCUUGGCCCAGUUGCGAGUGGCAAAACCACUCUACUGAAAGCGCUGCUUGGGGAAGUUCCCUGCACAACUGGAUCAAUCAAUAUUCAUAGUAAGGGGAUUGCCUGGUGCGAGCAGAGCCCUUGGCUUCUGAACCAAACAAUUCGUAAAAACAUCAUCGGUUACUCUCACUUUGAUCCUGGCCUAUACCAAGCUGUUGUCAAAGCUUGUGAUCUAGAGAAGGACUUCAGUCAACUUGCUCAGGGUGACGAUACCGUCAUUGGCAGCAAGGGGCUGGCUCUCAGCGGAGGUCAGAAGCAACGAGUUGCUUUGGCCAGAGCUGUCUACUCAAAACCUCAGGUUGCUCUCUUCGACGAUGUCUUUAGUGGGCUGGAUAGCCAAACUGCCCGUACUGUGUUCGAGAACCUCUUUAGCGAACGAAGUUUGCUGAGGCAGUGGAAUACGACAACUUUGCUUGCGACUCAAUCAGUUGACUUUCUAUGGUCUGCUGACCACACCAUUUGUCUUAACAAUGACGGAGAAAUCUCCGAGCAAGGCAUAUUCUCCGAUCUCAAAGACACUGGUGGAUACGUGCAGUCCUUACUGAGAGACAGAGUCCAUGGGGUGGAAGCCUCAGAGUUUGCAACUGACGAUAUCAAAGAACAUACCACCAAGCCAGCGCAAACGGCUUCAAAACAACAAGCUAAUGAAGGUGAUUCACGUAGACAACGCGGAGACUCAACUGUAUAUCGAUAUUACUUCAGCAGCACUGGCGGUCUUUUCAUGGUAGUUCUUCUCGUACUGGAGAUAAUCUGGGCUUUUCUAGAAAGCUUCCCAACAAUUUGGCUGAAAUUUUGGUCUGAUGAUAAUGCAAAUGGAAACGACCGAGCGGGUUACUACCUUGGUAUCUAUGCUGCUCUUCAGGUCACCGCAGUCGUCUGGUUCGCAGUUCUUAUAUGGUUUGUUAUUGUCUUGGUAGCAGCAAAAUCCGGAAGAGCUUUGCACAAGAGACUAUUGUCUACUGUAAUCAAGGCGCCCUUAUCCCUUUUUACCACGACAGACCUGGGGUCCAUCACAACACGAUUCUCGCAGGACAUAGGAAUGGUAGACAACCACCUCCCUCUUGGUCUCGUUGUGACUCUCGCUAGUUUCUUCGGUGUCAUCGCCAAAGCCGGCCUCCUCGCCUCCUCGAAUCCCUACAUAGCAGCUACCUUUCCUCUUCUAGGAGCCGUCUAUUUCUACCUUCAGCGUGGUUAUCUCCGUACCUCUCGUCAACUGCGUCUUCUCGAUCUCGAAGAGAAAGCCCCUCUGUACACCCAAUUCCUCGAAACACUGUCCGGUCUAGCAACCAUACGAGCCUUCGGAUGGAAAGAUGCAGUUAUAGAAGCCAACUACACUCUCGUAGAUCGCUCACAGAGGCCUUUUUAUAUCCUCAUGAUCGUUCAGCGCUGGCUCGUCCUCGUACUCGAUCUGACCACUGCGGCUCUGGCUCUUCUUCUUGUUGGUCUCGCCGUUCGCCUUCGUGGGGCGGUCGAUGUAGGUUUAACGGGUGUAUCUCUCGUACAGCUGGUUUCUUUGAGUGAGACUGUCAACAUUCUUAUUCAGUUUUGGACUUCUAUUGAGACGUCCAUUGGUGCUGUAGCUCGCAUUAAGCAAUUCGCCGAAGAGACUGGCGAGGAGAACUUACCAGGAGAGACACACGAGCCACCAGUACAGUGGCCUGACAAGGGCGCUAUACAGAUCAACAACUUGACGGCAUCGUAUGGUGAUGGCGAUGGAGACGCUAUUAAAGCUCUUGAUGCAGUCAGUUUGGAGAUCAAGGGAGGGGAGAAGGUAGGUAUUUGCGGUCGCACAGGAAGUGGAAAAUCAUCUCUAUUUCUCGCUCUUCUUCGACUGCUAGAUCCUUCGUCUGGCAAUAUCAUUAUCGAUGGAAUCUCUCUAUCUUCUCUUCCUCGAGAGACAAUCCGUAGUCGUCUCAUCACUCUGACGCAAGACCAGUUCGUCCUCCCCGGCACGGUUCGACACAACGUUGAUCCGCUUGGUGUCUACUCCGACGUCGAAAUCAAAGAAGUACUUCAUCUUGUUGAACUAAAUGAUGCGAUCGAACAACAUGGGGGCUUGGAUGCUUCGUUUAACCAAGACACGUUGAGCCACGGGCAGAAGCAGCUCUUCUUCCUGGCAAGGGCAGUCCUGAGGAAGAACGACGGGAGAAUCGUUCUUCUCGAUGAAGCAACGAGCAGGCAAACAGAAGAGACCAUCAAGGCCGUCAUCGAGAACGAGUUCAAACAUCACACCGUCGUGUUUAUCACCCACCGUCUGAAUACGAUCAUUGAUUUCGACCGCGUAAUUGUGAUGGACAAGGGAUGCGUCGUCGAGCUCGGUGAACCAAAGAGUCUGCUUGCAUCAGAUACCAAGUUCAAAGCUCUCUGGGCAACUGGACAUCGAUCUGGAGCAUGA
Molecule: messenger RNA, 4386 nt
Organism: Fusarium redolens
Lineage: Eukaryota; Fungi; Ascomycota; Sordariomycetes; Hypocreales; Nectriaceae
Product: P-loop containing nucleoside triphosphate hydrolase protein
Exons: 14
Coding region: 1-4386 (1461 amino acids)
Biological process (GO): transmembrane transport
Cellular component (GO): membrane
Molecular function (GO): ABC-type transporter activity; ATP hydrolysis activity; ATP binding
Source: RefSeq, a predicted model, not a curated record